AUUAGUAAGAUCAUUUGGUUCAUUUCAGCAUAGCUGCAAACUCUUGAAGAAAAACUCAACGCCUUCAUCGCGGAUUAGAUAGCUUUUUUUGUGAACUUUUUAGAAAUUUUUGAUCACACAGACUCCUCGCAGAUGGAAUCAAAUUGACAAAUAGGUUUGUCAGGGUGACUGCAUGAAUCAUUGAGUUCUAUAAACGUCGUGUUUGCUAAAUCACUCUAAUGUGUGAACUGAAUGUUUUUUGGUUUAUCGUUAUUAUGGAGCUUUUAAGAUGAAAAAGACUAUAGACAGUUGAAAACACGUUUAGUUGAUAGCGAGUUUAAAAUCUACGGUGUUAAAUGCAAUCAGUUCGCUUUGACAUUCGACUAAACAAACAUUUACAUUGAGGACAAUGAAUAGGUAUCGUGAGGACGAACAUGAUGUUGCUUUAAUUCAAGAAAGAAAGAAGGUUAAAAAGUUAACUAAAGAACGGAGGAAAGGAAAGGUAAUUGAAAAAUCCGUCGAGCAAAUGGUUUCGAAGAAGAAAUUCGUCAUACCAAGAAAGAAAACGACCAAAGAAUUACUGGAUCAACAAGGCCUUCGAACAAGAGAUGCGUUAGAGUUGUUAAGGGAAGUAAAACAGUCAUUUCAUCAUCCAGACAACAUUUCCAACUUCAAUUUUGAGGAUGUCAUCAUUAUCCAUAACUCCCAACUUUCCACUGAGUUCAGUGCCAAGAAACAAGAAAUGAAAAUGGAAGGAUAUUUUCAAAAGGAUUUGGACGAUACAUUUGCAUUUAUUUAUGUGGAUAGUUGGUUUAAGGUGAAAAAAUUGGCCAAAGAUGGACUUUGUGUCGGUCCAAACGUGUUUGAUUCCAGCAUUGGGGAUCCUAACAUGGGUGUUUACGUAUGCCGAUAUCCUGAUGUUAUCUCACCGUGUCCUCUACCAGACAAGAUUUCAAAACACAUAAUGGUUUUCAGGAUUGCAAAAGGGAAAUUAAAAGCCGUGAGUGAGCGAAGUGAUGGCUGUUCUGCAUUGGAACCGACACCAAAUUAUGAUGGCCAUAUUUCAAAGUCCUUUCCUCCAGCCAAAAAUAUUUCAUUGGAUCAAGCAUUCAGAUCUUCUCAGUAUUAUCUAUACGAGUUUGCCGAUGAUGGUGAAGACUUACACACAAAAAGACCAAGACAAUGUUGUCCUCAUGCCGUCAUUCAGUUUUCUCUUAACUCCAAUCAGACGCAACAUCCAUCCUUAAGGAAUAUACUCACGCAAGAUUUUUCAGCGAGAAACAUAUCGUCUUCGGAUUCUUCCGCUGUCUCAGCUACGCAACUUUUUUCUAACAAAGAAAUCAAUAAUAACGAAUCUGGUAAAAACUUUAAUUAUUUCGACAGUGGUCGAGUGUAUCUGAACUGCUCAAAGAACGGUCGAGUUCUCUGGUCUGGGUUGAUAAAAAAUAAGGAAAAUAUUCUAUCAUCUGCUGAUCUGAUAUGUUACUCUAGCGAUAUUUUACCUAUCACAAUUGGUGAUCACAUCGACAUCAAAGGGAAAGUAUCCUUCGCGAGAUUAAAGCCCUUGCUGCCCUCAAUUAUUUUUAAACAGUUACCGGCGAUUUCUAGCAAAUGCAAAGUUUUCGACUGUGGAAGGAUGUUUCUUUAUUACGAAGUUCGACCAAGGGACAGGAGCGACACGAAUUUUCUCAAGAUGAUUAAAUAUUUCAGAGAUAAGAAAUUGGCUGGAGUCGCUGAUUAUCAUGAAUCUGACGUCUAUAUUUAUCUAAUUCCGACUUCAAAUUUUAGUCAUGAGCUAGGUUUUACUGAUCGCCAUUAUCCAAAUAUCCUUAAUAUGUUGAUUGUGAAGAAAUUGCCUAAAGAAGACAUUCAGUCGUACAAAAGAAUAAACGCAGACCCAGUGACCGAAGCGUUAUUCAAACGAAACAUCGGCAAUGAAAUUAAGCGAAUAGUUUUGGAGAAAAUUUUAGAAUGUGAAUGUGAAGAAGCCAGGUCUGAUGUCAUGACUGAAAAUGAAAAUGAGAGCGUCGUUGAGGAUGCAACUGAGGAGAAUAUAACUGUGGAAUUCAAACCAAUAGACGGGGAAAGAAAGUUGAAUGAAGAUAAAGUGACGGAUGAUAUCAAGUGCGAUUCACGGUCAACGUCACUAAAAAUAAACGAAUCAACCGAUAAUGGUUUUCACGGCAUUUUGGAUGAUGAUUUCAAGAAGAAUGAAACGGAAGACGAUAUUAUAACCCGACAUUCUAUAGAUUCGCGUUUAAAUCACAAGCAAAAGUCAUUUCUUUAUAGCCCUACGGAAAUCGAAGACGUAUCAUCCAGCGGUGAAGCAAAUACACCAGAGAAAUCGCCUCCCGGGAAAUAUUCCAGUGUCAAUUCAUCAUCGCCACCUGCAGUUUCACUUUUUGAACCUGAGAAAUCUAACACUUCCCAGUCCGAAUUCGACAAAAUCUGUAAUGAGAAGGAUCACGUUUUGCGAAUAUCAUCUCGUCUAAAGGCUUUGUUUUCUCAAAGGGCGAAACGGUCUCCCAACAAUUUAACAACGGAUGAAGAAACUCAGACCUCGACCAAACCUUUCACGUCUGACACUACAGCAGUCGUAGAAUCUUCUGACAUCGUGACAACUACAGAUUUUUGUGAUGUUGCGACAAAUACCAGACCUACCGAUGUCAGGAGAAUUGGUCAAUCAUCUGAUAUCCAGACUGAAUUGCUUGAUGCUGUAACAACAGCUAUUCCUUUUGAUACUGCGAGUACAACAUCAUACGGUAAUCCAACGUCCACAACUAUACAAACGGAUCUUUCAUGUGCGAUUUCAUCCCAAUCAAUCACUACAAUAUUUGCUGAAGAUAGCAGAGGUGAAACUGCAUCGAGCAAGCAAAACACACCCCUUGAGAAUAGUUCAAAAUUCUAUAAAGAUGUUGCUAAUGGAAAGACUGAAGGUAGAGAGAGAAAUAUUGAGAUGCCGACUGUAAGAAGUAGUUGUGAUAUAGAUUGGUUUGAUAAUGGUGCUGAAAUCCAUGAUGAUCUUCCCUCGAAGCAAAGUCAGCCAAAGUCAACUGUAGCAUGUAGCUCUACAACCACUUCUGUUGUACAUACCAACGCAGAAUCGUCAAUAAUCAAAUCAUCGAGAAUUGAAGGAAUAUCUAAAGAGGUAACCUCUUGCAAAGCGUCAAAUACUGUGAAGAUGGACACACAUUCCAAUGAUUCAAAUGUAGAUGUUGUUGAUACCCCACCUAUUCCAACUGAUACCUUACAACCUCCGCCUCCACCUCUCCCACCUGUAUCUAUUCAAGGUAGUCAUAUCACUUCAUACUCGGCUGUCGAUUCUUUAAAUUCGACUAAACAAUUCAAUAAUGUGUCACAACCUCCGAGUUCUCGGGUUCAUUAUGGAAUCGCUACACCAUCAAUACCCUGUACAAGCGUACAGAAUGGCAAUUUAGUUUAUGAACCUAACGUGAAGUCAUUAAUGAUCGGUCCAUCAGGUGCACCAGACUUACCCUUCACAUCCCAGAAUAUUACUGUACUGUCUCCACCAUCAUCACCGCCACCACCAUCAUCACCUCCACCACCAUCAUCACCUCCACCACCAUCAUCACCUCCACCACCAUCAUCACCUCCACCACCACCACCCCCACGUUCCAUUUCACCACUAAACAUUUCUACAUGUCCCAUACCCACGUCAAACAACAAUUAUUUUUUUCCAUACCAACCUUACUAUACAUCACAUUUUUCCGGAAUUCAAGUAAUGAGACCAGAAUUCUUCAACUAUAAAUGUCCUUUACCUGACCCUCAAAAUCAUUGUACAUCAACGAGCUCUUCUGGAUUUGGAUAUACAAAACAAAUAACACCAUUGUGGAACUUGCACUUGGCAAUGUUGUCGAAUUAUGGUCAUCCUUUACCCGAAGAUGCAAUUUUAACAAAAGAUUCUAAAAGUGCUAUGGCAGAUGAAGUUGUCGAUAUCGACAGUGACAGCUCCAUAGAGGAAAUCGUUCCAGAGGUGAACACACUUGUCAAAUUGGAGGAAAAUGUCCAAAAUCAUAAUGCCAAUGACAAAGAAAAAAACACUUCUCGAACUGAAGAUCGUGCAAGUGAUAAACUUGAUGAACUCGAUAAAAAAUAUGACAAGAAACCCGCUGAGGUUUCUGAAAAGGCAUUUUUUGAAGAAACCACGACACUUGAGGUGCAGCAAAAGAAAAUUGUUAAUGAAGACACAAUUGACGUCUCGUCUCCUUCGAGUGAUGGUGAGGAAAUGAUUUUGUGUGAAGAUAAGAAAAAACCUAAAACGUCUUCUGUAGCCACUGACAAUAUUGAAACGCGUGUAUCCAGGAAAGAAACAAAUUUACAUGCAACUAUUCUUUCCGUGGAAAAUAUUUCAGAAGAUGAAGAUGUUGAAGUUGCUAUAAAUGAAAGCUGUCGCUUAAAAUCAAACGUGGGGGUGACCUCCAAAUUAAAUUCACAAUUUAAAGAUAUCACGGAGUACUCAAACUCCGAUAAGAAUGUGUUAGAUAAGUCAACUCUCCCACGUUCUAAGAAAAAACGUCGCAGCUCGAACAAGAAAACGAAAAGGAAAAAACGAAAGGGAGAGAAUAAGACAACGUUAUCGAAAUACGAUAAAAGUAUAGACGACGUUGAGAGUAGCAUUGAAUCUAUGGGUAUUUUGUCUGAUUAUGUUGAUAGUAAUGAUGAGAAGUAUGGUGAUAAGAUAUAUGGUGAUGAGAAGUAUGGUGAUGAGAAGUAUGGUGAUAAGAUAUAUGCGGAUGAGAAGUAUGCGGAUAAGAAGUAUGGUGAUAAGAAGUAUGGUGAUGAGAAGUAUGGUGAUAAGAUAUAUGGUGAUGAGACGUAUGGUGAUAAGAAGUAUGGUGAUAAGAAGUAUGGUGAUGAGAAGUAUGGUGAUGAGAUGUAUGGUGAUGAGAUGUAUGGCGAUGAGACGUACGGUGAUGAGAAGUAUAGUGAUGAGGAGUAUAGUGAUGACACGUAUGGUGAUGAGAAGUAUGGUGAUGAGAAGUAUGUUGAUGAGGAGUAUAGUCGUGAGAUGUAUGGUGAUGAAAUAUAUGAUGACGAAAUAUAUAGUGAUGAGGCAUAUGGUGAUGAAUCAUUAUCAGAGCCCAUUUACGUUGAUAGAAAGAGUAAUGUAGCAAGUCAUAGCCGCCAAUAUCAAUUCACAAGUUCAACUGUAAAUGAGGGAGAACAUAUUAAAGAUCUGCGUGAGAUAAUAAAUGUCAAGAAGCGUAAAAUCGGCCAUGGUCGUAGGUUAGAUGAGCUAAUCGAUUCCAGUUCUGAAGAUGUGGAAAAUAUAUGGCGUACACGAAGUGAAAGCCCCGAAGAAAUUUUCUGCGAUGUUCCUGUCAAAAAUGAAAGUAUUUCUUAUAUAAGUCACGUAGAAAACUCGCGAUUGUUGGAUGCAAACACCAAUGACGAUUACCAAGAAGGAUCAUCAAUUUUAAAGAAAGUCGAAGAGACAUCCAGAUAUUCUGAUUCCUUUGACGAACUGUACAAAGGCACCGAAUCUCGUGAACGCCAUAAACGGCACGAAAGCAAAACCUCCUCUCGAUAUGAUAGUAUGUAUACAAAUCGUUCUUCUGAUCAGGGUUUCGACAGUGUGCAGGAAAUCGAUAGCAUCUGGUCACCUAGCAACCAUUAUUCUUCGCGCAAAAAAAUGCGAAUUGGUGAUGUUGAUAGAGCUCGUGAGGAGUAUAUGUAUGAAAAUGAUGAACGUUCCCCAGAAAGAAGUACAAGAAAUGAUGAGCCCGCGACACGCUCGUGUGAUGAUUAUUAUUCGCGAACAUCUGACGACCGACGACGGAGAUUAUUGUCUUCAAAUUAUUACGGAGAGAAUUACGAGUCGGAUGGUUAUCGCAGACGAAGGCGUCAGUCUCCAGCAAAAGAUAGUAAAUACCGAUCAAGAUAUAGUAUCAGACACAAGAAUAAGGAAGAGCACACCGCACGAUCUCGUCGUUACCCAAGGCAUAAUGAAGAAUACACAAGAUCUCAACUUGAUACGAGGAUCAAAGAUUCGUCUCCACGCUACGAUGAAUCCGAGGAAGAAAAUUAUGAUGACUGUAAUCGAAAGACGAUUGAUUCAUCUAGUGAAUCAAUGAUGUCAACUUUGACAAGCCCUGAAGUCAUUCAACAAAUGGAGGGCUAUGUUCUUCAACGCGCUGUGGAUGAAUGCAACGUAUAUUUUAACAUACCUGAUAGCAGAGACGAAAUCAAGCAACCUUUUUUUGGUGGGAUUGGAAAAUACAUUUAUGGACCAAGAAAUCGUCUUGACGAACAACCCACAGAUGAGUACGAUAAACAUGGCGAAGACUUUGGUGGAAGCUUGCCUAGUGACUUGAGAAGUGAUGAAAGAUUUGUGUCGAAGGCUACCGAUGAUUAUCAUGGUGCAGACGGAGAAAGCGAGGGAGUAGUCGAUCUGAGUUCUCUAAAUCAUAGCACUAAACUAAGAGUUUUACACACAAUGAAUGAAUUACUCAGAGCUAUAAAAUCAUUUAAGAGUGAGACUGAAGAUAGGAUCAAAGAAAAUGACACUACUUUGAAGACUCCGCUCGUUUUAACUAAAGAUUUCGUUAAGAAAUUUAAGCAAAAGAGGAGACGUUUCCUUGUUCAAAAAAUGAGGAAAAUGCGAAGCAAGGAGAAAAUUGACUCAUUUGCGAUAAUACUUGCGCAGCUGCAGCGAUUAAGACUUAUUAGGAAUGACCUUUCUGUCCAUGGACCACAGAGUCAAGUUAUUCGUACACUUAAGAGACUAAACGAACUAAACAGAAGAAAGAAACUGGAAAGUGAUCAAACUUUUGAGAAUCUUUGUACUCGACAAUUCGAUGGAAAUGUUAGACAUUCAAACGACAAUACGUGGAAGGAUGCUUCUAUUUCGUUUAAGAAAUUGACCGACGAUCAGCAGAAUGGCCAUGUUGAGACAAACAUUGGAUACGACAGUGAUUAUAAUACAUUAUCGAUGGAAAUAAGUGAUAAUGAAGAAUCUGGUAUGAACAAAACAGUGGAAACAUUCAAUGCUGUUCUUUGCAGUGAGAUGCUGAGAAAACAUUUGAAAGGAUUGAAUUCCAAAGAUGUAAUUGAGAAUGAGCGCCAAAAUACCAGCGUUGAUAAUUCGGAACAAAAACGGCACACGAAAGAAAUUGCAAACAACAGCAUUUCGGAUUUGGAAGAAGUUGAUAUUCCAAAGAUAAUGCAAGUACCAUAUAUGAAUGAUCAUGGUCAAAAUAAGCGUAAGCAAGAUGUCACUCCACGUAACGUGGAAGCAACGAAGGUAUCACACGAUAAGCAUUGUGAAGAGACGUUGACUAAACAACCAAUCAAUGUCACUGCUCAUGAAGCCAAAAUGGAAUUUAAGCUUAAGUUGAUGCUGAAGACACAAAAGUUCAUCCCUCGGCAAGUGUUGGGCUCUCAGCUUUUACAUGAAAAUGUUGAAAAAUGCCCUUGGAAAAAUGAGAGUAUAAGCAAAGAAGAUAAUAAGUCUGCUAUUUUUGGUGAAUUGACCACAGCCAAUAUACAUCAAAGCAAGAGGUCUGUGGAAGAAGAAAAUUUGAAACGGGUGCUAAAUACAUUGACAAAAUCUCAGUUGGAUAUACUACAAUAUGGAUCGCCAAGAGUUCGAGGACAUGAACCUUUGUACAGCUGAAGAUGGGUAUAAUACCCCAUAGAACAAAACUCCGUUGUUGGAGGAAAAUUAUGCAGACAUUAGGUGAAGAUGGAUUCUCAUUAAAUUACAAAUCACAUGAAUAGGUCACCUUAUUAUUACUGUUGUUUUGGGCAAUGUUUACAAAUGAGAAAUGUUCAAAACUUGUGUGCAUUUAUCUGAAUGAAAAUAAGUUUCUGUUGUUGAUAUUUGGAAGCAGUUAUGUUACUUUUUAUUUUUAGAAUUUUUGUGGAGAAUAACAAACACUUGUUUAAGUGGAAUAUGAUUUAUAGAUGAUUUCAAUCAAUUUGUCUUCUUGAUGUGUGAUGCAAUGUUAUUUUGAUAAAUAUAGUAUAAAUAAUUACUGAGUUGAUGAUGGACAUACUCAUUGAUUGGAAAACAAUUUCAUUUCUAUAGAAAUAAACCAUUAUAAUAAUGUAUACUAGGAUUGCCACCUGAGAGAUAGAAUUUCUGUUAUGGCAGAAUUGAGUUGUAUUAAGUGCUCAAAACUUGUGAAAUGUUGGCAAAACAUUGUAGCACACAUCAAAAGGCAGGAGUUUGUAUUUGAUCCUUAAUUAAUGAAAUGUUUAGUAUAUAGAGAGAAAACAAAUUUUAAUCAUAAUAUAUUGCUAUCUAA
This is a messenger RNA of Xenia sp. Carnegie-2017, 8249 nucleotides long. RefSeq lists its product as uncharacterized. NCBI's taxonomy places the organism in Eukaryota, Metazoa, Cnidaria, Anthozoa, Malacalcyonacea, Xeniidae. Gene Ontology annotation, biological process: negative regulation of gene expression, epigenetic. Gene Ontology annotation, cellular component: nucleoplasm. The record is from RefSeq and is a predicted model, not a curated record. The transcript is spliced from 23 exons. The coding region runs from base 389 to 7615 and encodes 2408 amino acids.